GUUGUUGUGGUUGCUGCUCGGCCUUCCGCCCGCGCUACAAGCGGCUGGUGGAUAACAUCUUCCCGGCCAACCCUGAGGAUGGCCUCGUUAAGUCGAACAUGGACAAGCUGAUGUGGUAUGCCAUGACGUCCCCAGACAAGCUGGACCGCAUUGGGGACUACCUUGCGCAUAGGCUCUACAGGGACAUCAACAGGAGGAAAACAGGCUAUGUCAUAAUCUCCAUGGAUGCCCUCGACCAGUUGCUUGUGUCGUGCCAUGCCAACAACCUCAACCUCUUCGUCGAGUCUUUCUUGCAGAUGGUGCAGAAGUUGCUGGAGUCGACCGAGCCCAAGCUGCAGCUGCGGGCUACCCAGUCGUUUGAAAAGUUUGCCAACAUCCGUGAAGACACACCUUCCUACCACCGCCGCUAUGACUUCUUGGUGAGCAAGUUCUCGUCUAUGUGCUAUGCCAGCGAGGAUGAGGAGGUCAUGCGGAAGCAGCUACGCACAGCUGGCAUCAAGGGCUUGCAGGGUGUUGUACGGAAGACUGACUGGGACAACCUCGGCGAGAACAUCUGGCUUCCAACGCACAUGGAGAAGAUCGUUCCAUCACUCCUGUACAAUAUGCAGGGAAACAAGGCAUAUGUGCAUGGAACGACCCAGAUCAGCGACACCCAAGACAACCACCAGAAUGAGGGUGAGAAAGAGCCGCACGAAUUGGCUGAAAUGUGCCUGAGGGAGCUGGUUUCGCGAGCUACCUAUGGCAAGAUACACAACGUCAUUAAGCCUUUGCUGAUCCACUUAGACUACGAAGGGCUGUGGGUCAACAACAGCUUCGCAGUGCAGGUCUUCAAGAUUGUCAUGUACUCCAUACAGGCUCAGUACAGCAUCACGGUGAUAGAGCUCCUCAUGGCGCACCUCAAUGAGAAGAGCAGCGAGCCAGCACAGAUAAGGACGGGCAUUGCAGACGUGCUCUCCAAGGUGAUUCCGAUUGCUGCGGGAGAAUGCAUAGGCCCUUCGGUCAUUGAGAUCAUCAACUCCCUACUGGAACACAUCCGUUCCUCGGUUGUGGGUGGAGUGAGCGGAAAGGAGAGCUCAGCGGAGAAGAUGUACCAGGAGACGCUAAUCCAUGCCCUGGGAGAAUAUGCCAACCACCUGCCCGACUACCAGAAGAUUGACUCCAUGGUCUUCAUCCUGAAUAAGGUGCCAGGUAGCGACCGAGUGGAUGACGGAGGUUCCCAGCGACCCGAGGCAGAGGUCAAACUCCAGCAUCUGCUCCUCAAGUCACUACUCAAGGUGGGAACCAAGUACACGACGGUACAGUACUCGACCACCUUUGCACAGUCCUUCCUCGUUCGCCUCAUGCGUCUCUCGGUCUCAAGUGACGCGGAGGUCCGUCUCACGGUGCAGCAAAUUCUCCACACACUCAUUGAUCGCCACCAGAACAUCGAGAAGCUUGCCAAACCGACCCUCGAGGUUAGCCGUUUGGGCCUGACAAUGAGCAAGCCGGUGCGUCAAGACGUCAACUUCUGGAAGAAGUCUGGCAACGAGAUCAUGCUCUCCCUCCAAGAGAAUUGCGAGUUCAGCAACAACCGCCUGGUCAACAUUGAGGCCAUUUAUGCCACCCUCAUGCUGCUCAUGGCCGAAAUUCGCUCCGAUGAUGUCAUGGUGGACAUCCUGAGGGUCCUGUUCCACGUGCAGGGCGUUGCACAGAAUGGCACAGUGAGUGGACCGCAGGGCGUCCAGCUGCAGGCGCUGGUGGCAAGCGUGAUGGUGGUCAUCUCCCACCUGGUGCCCACGCUCAAGGACCACGUGGCGGCCGUCAUCAAGAAGAGGUCCGAUGAGGCGCCACACCUGCUGCCUGAGAUCAUGGCCAGCUAUGAGUCUGGACUGCCAUGCCGCGACCUCCCGGAGGACCUGCUCUUCGACCACUCCAAGGUCCUUGAUCUUCUGGCCAACACGAACCUUGACGAGAAGCGAUUAAACACGAGUAUGGCGAGCAUGAUGCGAAGACACUCCACCACGCAGCACACGUCUUCCGCCACAGACAUCAACUCCAUCAGUGUGGAAGUGGACAGUGCCUGCUCUUCGCCAGGACUCCCCAGGCGCACCCUAGAGGAGGAGAUCACGUUUGAGUCGCUGAAGAAGGUGCUGACGGAGAGUCCAGAGCAGCGGCGCAAAGCGGAGGAGGAGCGCCGCAAGCAGAUCACAGAGGCCUUCAUGACGGAGUCGUUCGAGGCGCUCGUGGCCAAGAUCCAGGCCAAGUCCAAUAAAGGUUGA
This is a messenger RNA of Penaeus vannamei (Pacific white shrimp), 2258 nucleotides long. The record is from RefSeq and is a predicted model, not a curated record. Lineage: Eukaryota; Metazoa; Arthropoda; Malacostraca; Decapoda; Penaeidae.